AAAUUUUAUGGGUAAUGGAAACAAGCCAUUUUGAGCAAUAAUCUUCUCUUCGCUAGAAUCCCAGCAUCCAAACUCCCAAACUCGCGGAAAAUCUCUCCGACAACGUCCAAACUCAGAAUUUCACGCUUCUCGAUCUAAAAAUCUCUCUUACAAUCCCCAAAAUCCCAACUCUAAACCCUACUCUCUCUCUCUCUCUCUCUCUCUCUCUAAAAGUCUUCAAUGUCGAAACAAUUCAAUGUCCCACCGGUUGUCUUCCGCUCCGGUGGCAACCACCCAAAUCCCACAGCCCCAUUCCAGCCAAAAACCUCGAACCCAAUCCCUUUCAUGUCCUUCGACGUGGGUUCUUCGGCUCCCCCAUCUACUACCACCACCACCUCCUUCAACACCCCAAUUGUCAGCUCCAGUUUCGAUGAAGAACCACCCCUCCUCGAGGAAUUAGGCAUCAAUACCAAGCAAAUCUGGACCAAAACCAUCUCCAUUCUCAACCCAUUUCGGAUAAACCCGGAUCUCCACGAGGACGCCGAUUUAUCGGGUCCGUUCUUGUUCCUUUUGGCUUUUGGGCUCUUCCAAUUGCUUGCCGGGAAGAUCCAUUUCGGUAUAAUCUUGGGUUGGGUUACUGUUUCUGCGAUUUUUCUAUACGUUGUUUUUAAUAUGCUGGCGGGUCGGAAUGGGACUUUGGAUCUGUACAGGUGUGUGAGUUUGAUUGGGUACUGUAUGCUUCCCAUGGUGAUGUUAUCGGCUCUCUCGCUGUUUGUUCCUCGAGGUGGGUUUGUGGUUCCGGCAAUGGCGGCGGUCUUCGUGGUGUGGUCUGCUCGGGUGUGUACAAGGCUUUUGGUGGAGGUGGCCAGGUGGGAUGAGCACCGUGGGUUGGUUGCCUAUGCUUGUUUCUUGAUCUACAUGCUGUUUUCUUUAUUGGUAAUAUUUUGAAUUGGAUAAAGAUUUCUUUCUUCAUGGGUUUGGUUUUCUGAUGAUAUAGAAGGAUAUUUCCAUUGUAUACUGCUGACUGUGUAGACAAUGUUAAAGGAAGAAUAGCAAUUGUUAGCAAUUCCCAAAUUAAAAUGCUUGUUAUCUGGUAGUUCUGGAAUUUAAUUGCCUUCUAAUUAUCUUUAAUUAUUGCAUACACAUUCUUAUUA
Messenger RNA from Ziziphus jujuba (common jujube), 1133 nucleotides. RefSeq lists its product as uncharacterized. The transcript has a single exon. Lineage: Eukaryota; Viridiplantae; Streptophyta; Magnoliopsida; Rosales; Rhamnaceae. The record is from RefSeq and is a predicted model, not a curated record. Gene Ontology annotation, cellular component: trans-Golgi network; membrane. Gene Ontology annotation, biological process: vesicle fusion with Golgi apparatus; endoplasmic reticulum to Golgi vesicle-mediated transport. Bases 220 to 927 code for a protein of 235 amino acids.